This is a messenger RNA of Anisakis simplex (herring worm), 2178 nucleotides long. Lineage: Eukaryota; Metazoa; Nematoda; Chromadorea; Rhabditida; Anisakidae. The record is from the annotation of a GenBank genome assembly.
AUGGUAGCAGCUGAACCAGUCCCCGAUGAAAAUGGGGAAAUUGAGCCAAGUUUUUCGGAUUCUGAGUACAGUUACGUUGAAUCAGCAUCUGACGAAGAACUAGUCGGUGAUGUCCUAAGUAAGAAGCCGCUAGAAAGUGAGUAUGAACAUUGUUGUAUCAUUGUUGCUGGCAUUCCUCAAGUUGGUGAGGAUCGUCUGCCGAAGUUGAAAAGUGUUCUGGGGAAACUAUUUGCUCGAAUUCAUGAUCAAUAUAAUGAUUACUACCCAUUAGAUAAAGAUGGCAAAACCAAGGGUUAUUGUUUUGUGGAAUAUCCAUCUAGUGAGGUGGCUGAGAAUGCGACUAUAAUAUUGGAUGGUUAUGUGCUAGAUAAGAAUCAUACGUUCUCGGCGAACGUCUUCUUGGAUUUGAACAAAUUUGAGGCACCCGAUCCAAAUUGGAAAGCACCCACUGCUAGACAAUACACAGACUUUGGUGAUCUUUGGUGGUGGUUACAAAAUGAGAAAUGCUAUGAUCAAUUUGCGGUGCAUUACGAACGUGAGACAACAAAAGGCGCAACUGGGAUCAGUCCAUUCGUCAGUGUUUAUGAAUAUCGAAAGGGUCAAGAUCCACUUUUAGCCGGUUCAAAUGCUGAACGUCAGACGUGGACGGUAAGUGUUUUCAAAUGGUCACCGUAUGGAACGUUCUUGGCGAGUGUUCAUCCAAUGGGUAUUGCGCUAUGGGCUGGUGAAAAUUUUGAUCGUUUUAUUCGAAUGCAGCAUGAAAACGUUAUGAUGUUUGAUUUUUCGCCAUGUGAAAGAUUUGUGGUGACAUAUGCACCACCGGAAAAUCGUUGGGUUGAAGAUGCGAACUCGUUGCGUAUAUUCGACGUGCAUACCGGUGAAAUGCGUAAAGGGUUUUCAUUACUGCAUCAACAACGUGACCACAAUUCACUUCCGUGUUGGCCAUAUUUUCAGUGGUCAUCCGAUGAGAAAUAUGUGGCAUGCUUAAAGCCAGGAGGUAACGGAAUAAGCGUUUAUGAAACGGAGCAUUUCACAUUAUUGGAUAAAAAGCAUAUAACCAUUGACGGAUUACGCUCGUUUCAAUGGUCACCGACCAGACCUGUGAUUGCCUACUAUUGUGAGGAGCGGACAGCGGAGAGUGCACCAGCGGAGAUUGGUUUAAUGGAGAUCCCAUCACGAAUAAAAUUACGUGCACAACGCAUCUUCUCGGUCUCAGAAGUAGAGCUGUUCUGGAAUCGAAAUGGUGAUCGUUUGGCCGCACAUACGGAACGUUAUCAGAAGAAGAACGUCAAAAGUUCGGGUGGCAUUGAGGACAUUAAAUAUUCGAAGCCAACAUCGCAUAUUGAAAUAUUUGAUGCACGUGAAAAAGAUGUUUCGGUUUUGUCGAUGCAACUUUCUGAAUCGUACGUAUCAUUUGGUUGGGAACCAUCAGGUGAUAAAUUUUGUGUGCUGGUUGGAAGUCAGCAUAAGUCGACGCCGUUGAUAUAUGUGCUAGAUUCGUCGAAGCACGUCCCUCAACUAAUAUCCAAGUUCGAACCAUCCGAACGUUUCACAAAUGUCUCGUGGGCACCAAAUGGCGGUUGGUUGGUUGUUUAUUCAGCGAAUACAACUUCGGGGGCAAUCAUGUUCAUCGAUAGUAAUGGCACUGAACCAACUCGUACGAUGCUUGUCGAAUAUCCGGGAUUUAGCAAGGGCUAUUGGGAUCCAACAGGUCGUUAUUUUGCGGCGGUCUAUACGACAGGUGGUGGAAAAGGUGGUGAUACGGGUUAUCGUUUAUUUACGUUUCAAGGGAAGGAGUUAUUCCGGAAAAAUUUGGAUCGAUUAAUGCAGUUCAAAUGGAGACCGCGUUUGCCGGUCAAGUUACCUGACGCAACCAUUAAGUUGAUUAGGAAAAAUCUGAAAUCGACCUCAGCGAAAUUCGAAGAAGAAGAUAAACGUGAGCGUGGUAGAGCGUCACAGGAAGUAAUAGCAAAGAGAAGGAAAGUGAUGGAUGAAUUCAAGAAAGUUCGAGCGAAGCAUGCGAGUGCUUAUGAUCAAGAUGCUAAUCUACGUCUGAAAUUGAGAGGUGGGGCAGCGUCUGCUAGGUUGGAUUCAGAGGAAUUAGUUGAUGAGACAAUAAUGGUACCGUUGACGACUGAAAAAAUCAAAUUACAAGAAGCUACGAUCGAGGAAGAGUAA